Messenger RNA from Lytechinus variegatus (green sea urchin), 7544 nucleotides. RefSeq lists its product as uncharacterized. Gene Ontology annotation, molecular function: metallocarboxypeptidase activity; zinc ion binding. Gene Ontology annotation, biological process: proteolysis. Lineage: Eukaryota; Metazoa; Echinodermata; Echinoidea; Temnopleuroida; Toxopneustidae. The transcript is spliced from 28 exons. The coding region runs from base 2079 to 6824 and encodes 1581 amino acids. The record is from RefSeq and is a predicted model, not a curated record.
UCAGUCAUACAUGUAACUUGUUUUUCAAUCAUUUGGUUCAAACCCGAGAUAUACAUGUUCACAUGUUUCAAUGUGUUUUUUUUUUCGUCUGCAAGAGCAGUGUGCAUGUUAGCUUGCAUGCAGCUUGAGCACCAUGAUGAGCGCAUGUGCCACACAUUUUAUUAUGAAAUACACUUUUUUGGGGAAAAAACAGUUUUUUUUAUCACAGAAUAAUACAAUUUUUCAUUCCCAGAGGUAAGCAGGUCUGCUUUUACCAUUGUCAGACAUUGUUCUUUUAAUAAUCACUGUAGAUCAGUUGACAAACCAUGCAUGCAAGCAUCCACCCCAAUUUGCAUACUUGUACAUAGUGCAACUCCUUUGAGAGGUACUGUAUAGGCUUUCUACAUCAUUAUUCCUAUUUGUAAAAGGCCUAUUAACCAGCAGCCUGAAUAGUCCCACCUCAAGUCCUAAACUGCUCAUAUCUGGCCAGGAUCAUUAUCCAUAAUAAUGCAACUUUCUGAGCUGUGCAGCCUUGUAAUAUAGCAGCAUAGGCACACUUUUAGUGAUAACUCGCUAUCCAUACAUUCAAUUUGCAAAUAUCAUGUUACCAAGUAGCAAAACAGGUAGUUUCUUCUGAAAAAUAUUAAGUCUUAACACAAAUUACAGAAUUAUGAGCUAUUUUAUAAAUUAUACCUGUUUUUUCUAAUAUUAAUCUCAAAAUAUAUAUUUUAUGACUAGCUAUUUAUAACACACAGUGUUGUUUACAUUUGUAGAUCGAUCCUGCUUUAAAUGUCAGAAUUAAUUUAACCUCGAUAUUAACUAAUGACUUUUAAUUGGCUGUGUCUGUAUGACUACAUAGUAUGUUCCACUGAAGUUAAGAGAGAGAAGUUAAGCCUUGCUACCUAUGAACUCUUGAGUGGAUUGAAUGUAUUAUAAUUUAUAACUGAAUUUCACCUUUAGUUUAGAGAGCCUCUCAUUAUAUAAAAUCUAUCUUUUACUAUUUCAUUUCUUAUCUAUAUAACACCAAAUACUAGAUUUAGAUCGAAUAAGCACAGUUUCAUUUCAUUUCAUCUGAUAGUUACUAGGGCUACAUGCUGUUAGGAAGGCUAUAAUACUUUAAUCAGUUCAUGUAAUCUUGAUAUAAAUAAACAAUUUCUAUUAUCUAUUUGUUCAUUAAUUUCAUAGAAUGCAUGAAUAUAUUUCAAUGUUUGGUUCAGUCAGUGUACGGUGCUCAGAAUAGAGUUGGGAUAAGGGAAUUCCUUGUUGAGAUAAAAUAACGUAUCAGAGUGUCAGGCAAAGUAUUCAUCCCUAUUUAGAUGUACAUUUCAAUAUUUUGUUUCAUUAAGUUUACCCUAGUAGCUGCAUGAGAGAAAAGGCGGCUACUUAGUGUUCAAGUGAUGAGAAAUCAAUAUUUUCUAUUCACAGCUCUCCCAACACUGUCUAUAUCUUGUUCUACAUGUAUGCCUUUAUCCAUUUGAUCAUUGUAGGGAAGCCCUUUGUACCAUUCAGAGUAGAUCUAUAAGACUUUUUCCACUGGCUACCAUCACUCUGAACAUCUUUUAUUGAACGCCUGGCAGUCUGGAUUCAGACAUUACGUGAUAGAUGGAUUUCUUUACAGUAUAAUCAAGAUCAGCAAGUCUUAUAAGAUGAUGUAGACAUAUAAACCUGAUGAUAACCAGCCAUCAUGAACAAAUUUAACUCCAAGUAUUGACUGUGCACAGAGCUCUGUAAAUGACUCAACAGGAACUGACUGAUUCUAUAAACCAAAUGUGCUUUUAUCACCAAUGAUCAACUCUUUAAAAUUGUGAUCAAAUUUUUUUUAUAUGCCAUCAGUGAUCAACUGUUAACCAGCUUUGAACAAGAAUAUAGUUCUGUAUACACACACUGAAAGUUGGUUUGAGAAUUUAUUUUCACCAGUCAGAUUUAUUUUCUUUGUCUUCAAACGCAAAUUGCAACAAGUGGUAUUGACAGAAUGGGAAAUAUAUCAGAAUGACUCAGUUCCAUAUCUGGAUGAAGACUUUGUGGAAAGAUAAGUAAGAAAUCGUCACUGAUGAUAUUGCACUUGAUCAUGAAUAAGUGAUAUAUAUAAUCUUCCUGAGAUGAAGGAAGAUGAUAAAGGAGGAGGAGAAGGAGGAGGAGGAGGAGCUGUAAUGAGCAGUGGAGCAACAGAAGAGAUGAGUGAUAGCUUAGCAGCGGAGGUGGUACAGAGUGGAGGAAAGGACAAUGUACCCAAACCAGCUCAAGAAAGGCCCUAUUCCAGUAGAAGUACAACAUCCUUGAAAGAUGAAAUACAACAACUAUCCAAUAAGAAGAAAGAGCUGCUGAUGAAAGAUAAAGCUCCUGAAGAACCAGACCUAUGGAAGCAGAACAUCCAGGAUCAGAUAGAAAAGGAGUUAGAGAGGAGAGUCAGAGAUGCUCUAGAGACACCUCCUCUUGAGAGAAUGAGAAGAAACAAACAUAAAGCUCGUCUCAGAAAACAACAACAGAAGAAGAAAGAAGAAGAAAAGCGAUCCCUGACCCUAGAAGAGUGUGAUAGCCAUGCCCAAGCCUUGCCAUCUCUCAAAGAGAAAUUCCCUUGGAAUGAUAUCAACUCCUCCUUUACUUACUUUGACAACCCUGAGAGUCCAACAUGGUUUGAACGUCAGAUCUACAACACCCAGUACGCUGAUAACGGCAGUGAAAGCAGUGCUGGGUACCUUGAUGUCAAUGGUAAUCAACCUGACUGUAGGACUCAAGAAGAACGGGAUGCACUCUCUCGUAAGUCUUCGAGGCCUAGAACUAGAAGUGCAAGUGUCACAUUGACUAGAGACAGGCAAAGAAUCUUGGCUGACAAAGGCGGGGAUACAGAUCCUGAAGAGGAUAGAACUAUCAUAGAGAUAAAACGAAAGACCUUCCAUCGCUUCACCAGCGCUGGUUUCAGGGAGGCUAUGAGGAAAGGCAAAGGGAUAUUGAAGAAGAUUGGAAAUGGGAAGUACAUGGAUAAGAAUGGAGUGAUUCUUUCAAUGGAUGGUCCUUUCUGGCCUCCGGAGUGUGGACCUCUUUACCCUAAACCCAAUCACACCAAGAAGGUGCCAUCAUCUGCAGAACCACUCUAUGAUCAUGUUCCUCAGGAUGGAAGGACUAUUCACACCCAGAAGACUAAAUGGUAUAGGCCAUGGGAAGGCACUCAGAAUGUAUUUGACUCUGAAAGGACAUCCAAGGGGACCAUUCCACACACCAUACCAGAGGGGUGCUGUCCAAGCUUGGUUUUUGAAUCACGGUUUGAAAGUGGCAACCUCAGACAAGCCAGACGAAUUGGUCAGUUUGAGUAUGACCUUGUUCUGAAGACUGACCUUUACACCAGCCGUCACACUCAGUGGUAUUACUUCCGGGUUCAGAAGAUGCGUCCAGGGGUCACAUACAAGUUUAACAUCAUCAAUCUACUCAAGAAAGACAGCCUUUAUAAUCAUGGUAUGAGACCAUUGAUGUAUUCAGAGAAGGAAGCAGAGUCUAGUGGUCAAGGUUGGGUCAGGGCUGGUCAUCAUAUCUCUUAUUCCAGGAGUUAUGGCUUCAACAAAAAUGGACUUCUUCACCCUGAAAUUACAUAUUAUGUUCUGGAAUGGCAAAUGGAGUUCAAGCAUGAAGAUGACACCUGUUACCUUGCUCAUUGCUAUCCGUUCACCUUCACUGAUCUAUGUCAGCAUUUAGAUGAUCUGAUGGCUCAGCCAGAGAGACGCAAGACAAUGAGAAGAGAUGUUCUCUGUGAAAGCAGGGCUGGAAACAGUUGCUUCCUUCUCACUGUAUCAAAUUUCAGUGAACACCGUCCUAAGAAGGGUAUUGUUGUAACAGCUAGGGUACAUCCUGGUGAAACCAAUGCUAGCUGGAUGAUGAGAGGACUUCUAGACUUCAUCACUAGCUCAGAUCCUAUUGCCAAGGAGCUGAGAAAGUGUUACAUCUUUAAGAUCAUCCCUAUGUUGAAUCCUGAUGGUGUAAUUGUUGGUAACUAUCGAUGCUCUCUGGCUGGUCGUGAUCUCAAUCGUAACUAUCGUCAUCCUAAGAAGGAAUCAUUCCCCACUGUAUGGAAUACAAAGCAAAUGCUUGCAGAUUUUGCUGAGGAAUGUGAGGAGAUCUUAGUGUACUGUGAUAUGCAUGGACACAGUAGAAAACAUAAUGUCUUCAUUUAUGGAUGUGAUCCAGAUAAACAAGAGCUGGAUAUGGCUGCUUUCCUGUGUCAAAGGUUGUUUCCUUGGUUACUCUCUCAGAAGGCACCAGACAAGUUUUCAUUUCGUGGUUGCAAGUUCCGAGUAAAGCGUUGCAAGGAGGCAACAGGAAGGGUUGUGAUGUGGAGGCAAAUGGGCAUCAGCAACAGCUUCACGUUGGAAGCAACAUUCUGUGGCAGCAAGGAUAUUACCAGUCAUGCUCCAAGACACUUCAAUCUUCAAGAUUUCCAGGAUCUUGGACGUCAUUUCUGUGAGGCACUUCUGGUCUACCACCAAGCUCAGGAGAACACUAGUCUACAUUCUGAAUUGAUUCUUGAGUUGACAAAGGAGAUCACCCAUCAUAUUCUUCUCAGCCGUGGUUUACUACCACCAAACAUGCCAUUCCCUGAUCUAUCUUCUCUCAAAGAUGUCAAACAAGGACAAAAAUCCAAGAAGCAUGGUGGGUCCAAGGCAGACCAGGAUGGAUCUGAAUGGGCUGGGUUAGACAAGAGGACCAAGUCUAAGCUAGCUGCUCUGAAGGUAAUAGACACCUUAAGUUCAGAGACCAUACAAGGCUGCUAUGACCUUCUCGCUGACCUUCACAUCAACAAGGAAUUUGCAGAAUCAGACACAAGUGACAGUGACAGUGCAUCUGAAUCUGAGCUUCCCAAAGGACAGAACGAUGAUGAUGAUGAUAAAGUGAGGAAAAAGAAGAGGAAGAAGAAGCUGAAAGGUAGAUCAAAAAGUGAAGAGGGACCCCCACCAGAUAUGAAUGCAGAUGAGCAAUCUAAGAAGAAGAGAGGCACAUCAUCUUUGAAAAGAGCCCUUGCAACAAGAGGGAAGAAGAGACAGAUACCGGUAGAAGAUAGGAAAGAAGAGACGAGUGAUGGUGUAUCGUUGAUCGAUGCUCCUUAUAAUCCCUCAGACUCUUGCAGUAGUCAGAGGUUGGUUCGUAGACGUAUGUGGAAUAAUCCCACAUUCAUUCAGUCAUGGGUAUCUGAUGCCAUUGAGGAGAAUGCAGAGAAGACAAAUAAAGUAGACUCAGUCACUCCUUCUUAUAGAGCCAUGUCUAGAUUACAGGAUGCUAAAAAGCACCUUGCUUUAACCUUGAAAUCGGAGGAUGAGUCAAAGUCAUCCCAUCAAUCCCAAGACUGCAAUGCUUUCCCCAUUGAAGCCAGACAGUAUGAUCUACUACCAAUCCAUGACACCAGGGUUCUAGCAAGUGCUACCAAUGCAAGACUGAAGGGUCUCUACAUGGACACCAGGCCCUUCCAUGGUAACUACCAUGGCAAGAGUAGAUCAGGGUUCUUAGGCAAGAAGCUACCUCAACUGUACGGUCGUGAGGGAACAUCCACCCUCUAUCGUCUCAUCAAGCCAAAGACAAUGGAAGUACCACAUAGAUUAGGCCAGGAGAGAUGUGUGACGGAGCUAGGAGAAGCUAACCAGUAUGUGGUGUAUGGACCGGAAGAAUCAGAUGAGAAUACUUUCCGAAUCGGUAAAUGCACCCAGGCCCUCAAGAAGUACCCUCCAUUCGUAAACCGGUACGCCAAACGUUCAAAUCAUGGCAUCCCAAUGUUUUCUCAAGAGAGAAUACAAGAAAGAGCUAAGCUGCGCAUGGAAGCAACCAAGUGUGGUGAUCAGGACACCGGUGGUGGGGAGGAAAAUGCCCUCGAUCAGGUGGCACAUGAUACCGAAUACGCCAAGCUGAUCGCUCUGAGUAGAGAGAUGCAUCGCCAGAGUGAAGAAGUACGUUAUAAACUCAUCAACCAACCACAAGAGGGAGCCCUUGAGAAAAGCCUAGCUGGUAUGACCAUCAGACACUCAUAUACACACGGCAACUCAAUGGUAAGGGGACCACCUCCAUUCACCCUGGACUUUGAAAGGUUGGACUCUGAUGAGAUGGGUGUCUUGAGCACUCUACCUAAGACUCCACCAAGGAAGCUAGACCCAGUCAAGGGGGCUGCAACCCCACGUAGCAACGGAGGCUUGAGCAAGGCAGGAGCAUUGAAUGGUAUCUCAGUCAGCGAUGCAGCUAAUGGAUAUGCCAUUACAGAUGGUCUGCUUGUUGGUCCAGGAAUGAGAGAUGGUCAUGGUGGGGCUAUGAAGCAGAGCAGUGGUGAUGCCAGUAAUCAUAGAACAAAAGGUGGUGGUCCGCAUCACCCUAAAAGGACUAGUGAGGAGAAAGCAGGUGGCGAUAACUCAAAACUGAUUGUGUUCAGUGGAAAAGACACAAAACAAACUUCAAACUCUUUCAACUCGUCCUCAUCAGCAUCGUGGGCAACCGGUAACAAAGGAAGGACCAAGGAUCCUUCAGAGCCUAACUACCACUCUGCCAACGCUGCCCAUGACAAGAACAGACAUCUCAGGAAGACUUUAGGACGAGAGAGUACCAUGGAUCUUAUCCAACGACAGUAUGGUAGAUUUCUAACAGGUGUCAAUGUUAACUCCCAAGGUGCACCUUCCCCAUCAACCUCUAAAUACCUUGACAGUAUAGCAAAGUCGGUACCUAGUGGGAACUUACCAUCGUCUAAAGAGAAAGGAGCUGGUGUAACUAGAUCAGCUAGUUUUGUGAAUGAGAAGAGAAUAGCUCCACUUACCAAGAUGGGUGACCAAGCUGCAAUCCUCAAACUAGCUGACGCAAAGAAAAAGAGUAAUUCAUCUUCAUGAUACUAUCUAUGCUGCCAUCAAUGAAUUUUAUGUAUUGAAGCAACCAAUGAUGUCAGCCUACAUCCAAGCAGUCACAUGCUCAGGACUAAAAUCUUCUAUUUGCAAUGAAUGACAAGGUACCCCACCCAAGAGCAAGCAUUGAUGUCAUCAAGCCAAGAUUUGAAUGAGUUCAUUAGUUCUCUGAAACCUCUUAUUACCAGCAGUACUUCCUCUUGCCUAAGAUACCACCUACAUGUAUGUACACAAACCAAAGAUCACCUUCUCCUAGAGUACUCUAUCAAGAAUAGAUGCAGAUGUUUAGAUAAUUGCAGUCUGGAAAUAACUACCAUGUCAUGUCAAUGAAUGGUGCUUGGACCAUUAUCUCUUCAGAAACCAUUCUCAUGGCAUGUUCAUGAUCAAGGUAAAGGAUGCACAAAAUGUUAUGUCUUUCCAGCAAUGUUCACAUCCUCCUUGUCAUAUUACAGUGUAUUGACUGAUGCUUUUGGAGUAUUAUGUCUUUCUUUUUUUAAGUGACUUCACUUGGCAAGCACUCAGGAAAAAAUGUGUUUUCACCAGUUACUGUUCCCCUUUUUGUCUAAAAAGUGACAUUGUAUAAACUCAGAUGAAGAAUAAUGACAGCAGUGGCUUUUCAUAAGUGAGAUUAAUGGAAUCAACUACAACUCUUGCCCUGAUGUUUUCCUUUUUUUUACUCCACCAUAUGUUCUAUCAAAUCUAAAUAUU